CAAAAUUACUCUAUUCUUAUUUUCAGAGGGUCUAUUACCUGUCCCUCGAGUUCUACAUGGGCAGGUCCCUACAGAAUACGAUGAUCAACCUUGGUAUCCAAAGCUCUGUAGAUGAAGCUCUCUAUCAGUUAGGUCUAGAUAUUGAAGAAUUAGAAGAGCUAGAAGAGGAUGCUGGUCUAGGAAACGGUGGACUGGGAAGGCUUGCCGCCUGUUUCUUAGAUUCGAUGGCUACCUUAGGAAUGGCGGCCUACGGUUACGGAAUCCGUUACGAAUACGGCAUCUUCGCGCAGAAAAUCAUAAACGGCGAGCAACAAGAAGAACCCGACGACUGGCUCCGAUUCGGCAAUCCCUGGGAGAAGGCGAGACCUGAAUACAUGUUACCGGUCAAUUUCUACGGCCGCGUCGUCGACACGGCAGAAGGAAAGAAAUGGGUGGAUACGCAAGUGGUUUUCGCCUUACCGUACGACAACCCGAUUCCCGGUUACAACAAUAAUGUCGUCAAUACGCUCAGGUUGUGGUCCGCCAAGUCGCCGAUGGAUUUCAACUUGAAGUUCUUCAACGACGGUGAUUACAUCCAGGCGGUCCUCGACAGAAACCUCGCCGAGAACAUCUCCAGGGUUCUCUAUCCCAACGACAAUGUCUUCGAGGGCAAAGAGUUGCGAUUGAAACAAGAGUACUUCCUGUGCGCUGCUACUCUCCAAGAUAUCAUCAGGCGAUACAAGGCGGCAAAGUUCGGAACCAGGGAACCCACCAGGACGAACUUUGACUUGAUGCCUAAUAAGGUGGCCAUACAGCUGAACGAUACUCAUCCGUCGUUGGCUAUUCCUGAGCUGAUGAGGGUUCUGGUUGACAUUGAAGGGCCUAUCUGGGAAAACGCCUGGGACGUAACCGUCAGAUGCUGCGCGUACACGAACCACACCGUCCUCCCCGAAGCCCUGGAACGUUGGCCCGUCUCCAUGUUCGAACGGCUACUGCCGCGCCAUCUAGAGAUCAUCUACCACAUCAACUUCCUGCAUCUACAGGACGUGCAAAAGAGGUGGCCCGGCGACAUGGAUCGAAUGAGGAGGAUGUCUUGCGUUGAGGAGGAUGGAGAAAAGAGGAUCAAUAUGGCGCAUUUGUCCAUCGUCGGCUCGCACGCCGUUAACGGGGUGGCUGCCAUACAUUCGGAGAUCAUCAAGAAAGAUGUGUUCAAAGACUUCUACGAGAUGAACCCUGAAAAAUUCCAAAACAAAACAAACGGCAUCACUCCUAGAAGAUGGUUGGUGCUGUGUAACCCCAGCCUUAGCGACCUGAUCACCGAGAAAAUUGGAGACGAAUGGACCGUCCAUCUGGAUCAGUUGACCAAACUGAAACAAUGGGCCAAGGAUCCCAAUUUCCAAAGAGCCGUCCAGAAAGUCAAACAGGAAAACAAACUUCGUCUCGCGCAACUGCUAGAAAAAGACUACGGCGUUAAGAUCAACCCCUCCUCGAUGUUCGACAUCCACGUGAAGCGCAUCCACGAGUACAAACGCCAACUGUUGAACUGCCUGCACAUCAUCACCCUGUACAACAGGAUCAAGAAAAACCCCUCCGCGAAAUUCACCGCCAGGACGAUCAUGAUCGGUGGCAAAGCGGCACCUGGUUACUACGUGGCUAAGAAGAUCAUCAAGUUGAUCAACAUGGUCGCGAACGUGGUCAAUAAUGAUCCUAUUGUCGGGGAAAAGUUGAAGGUUAUCUACUUGGAGAAUUACAGGGUGACUUUGGCGGAGAAGAUCAUACCGGCUGCUGAUUUGAGCGAGCAGAUUUCUACUGCCGGCACCGAAGCCUCGGGCACGGGCAACAUGAAAUUCAUGCUGAACGGCGCUCUGACUAUCGGCACUCUAGAUGGCGCCAAUGUCGAGAUGGCCGAAGAGAUGGGCGACGAGAACAUUUUCAUAUUCGGCAAUGACCGUAGACGAAGUGGAAGACUUGAAAAGGAAAGGCUACAACGCGAUGGACUACUAUAACGCGAAUCCCGAGUUGAAGCAGGGCGUGGAUCAGAUUCAGAACGGGUUCUUCAGUCCGGGGAAUCCGGAUGAGUUCAGGGAUUUGGCUGAUAUACUGUUGAAGUAUGACAGGUUUUAUUUGUUCGCGGAUUACGAGGCGUAUAUCAAGAAACAGGAGGAGGUUAACAGCGUGUAUGAGGUAAGAAAUGAGAUUAUAUG
Molecule: messenger RNA, 2183 nt
Organism: Acanthoscelides obtectus
Lineage: Eukaryota; Metazoa; Arthropoda; Insecta; Coleoptera; Chrysomelidae
Source: the annotation of a GenBank genome assembly